AUGUCUCGCAUGAGCGAGCGACAAAACGAGAAUGUAGGGGUGGAAGGUACGAGUGAUGUCGGAUCUAACGACGUUCGGUCAGAGCUUCAUAAGGUAUUCGGCAACGCCGAGUCAGUGCAAUCGCUUCAUACCGCUGCAGGAGCCACUUCCGAGAUGUCAUCCAAUGAAGGCUGGCCUGUCACCAGUGACACUAGCGUGAUCUUCAGCAUUGUCACUGGCACAAUAACCACAAUCGCUACUGGUAUGACCGGCUACGCGACGGUGAAGCCAUUCACGGCAACUGCGAAAGCGGAACGAGCGAAGCAGGCACUAUUAGAUCUCGAAACCUUCGUGGCACGUAUCAAUCCCCUCGAACGAAUGACCAUUGAGGGAAAUGUUCCCGGCUUCAUGCACACCAUGGAGGCAUUUGCAGGUGCUGCUGGUUUGCACACACAAUGGGUGUCUUCGUGGCUCGGAAACCAAUUGAAGGCAGACCUUGAAACCGCGAAUGUCGAGGUCUACCGCAAGCGCGUCGAUCUCCUAGUGAGCACUCGCAAGUCAUCUUCUUCACAGCUUGAGCUUACAUAUCAUCUACAUUUGCCAACCUACUUUCUGGAAGCUCAAAUGUAUCCCCUGAUGGAGUCGACGGGCCCUUCUCCUAAAGGUGAAUGUCAGCACAAGAUCUCGGGUUCUUGCGAUACUGGUGCAGGACAUAGCACAGCGGAUCCAGCGGAGGCCGACAUGGCAGAGAGACUUGCAGAAUUCAAUAAAUGA
Molecule: messenger RNA, 753 nt
Organism: Postia placenta MAD-698-R-SB12
Lineage: Eukaryota; Fungi; Basidiomycota; Agaricomycetes; Polyporales; Adustoporiaceae
Exons: 8
Coding region: 1-753 (250 amino acids)
Source: RefSeq, a predicted model, not a curated record